Fopius arisanus is the source of this 2774-nucleotide messenger RNA. RefSeq names its product maternal embryonic leucine zipper kinase. Lineage: Eukaryota; Metazoa; Arthropoda; Insecta; Hymenoptera; Braconidae. The record is from RefSeq and is a predicted model, not a curated record. Gene Ontology annotation, molecular function: ATP binding; protein serine/threonine kinase activity. Gene Ontology annotation, biological process: protein phosphorylation; intracellular signal transduction. The transcript has 6 exons. Gene Ontology annotation, cellular component: cytoplasm. The coding region runs from base 117 to 1967 and encodes 616 amino acids.
UUGAAAUGUCCAGGUGAUUAGCAGUGUUUUGUGAUGCUGAUGGGUAUCAAGUAUUUUUGAGAAAUUGUUCUGUUGGAUCAAUUCGUAACAAACGCGAGGGGUCAACAAAUGAUAAAAUGGUUCGAUACGCUGUGCUCAAGGGACUUUAUGAGCUCGAUAAAACAAUUGGUUGUGGUGGUUUUGCCAAAGUUAAACUUGGAAUACAUGUUGCAACUGGAGAAAAGGUAGCAGUGAAAAUUAUGGAAAAAUCGGCACUUGGGGAUGAUCUGCCAAGGGUGAAACUUGAAGUUGACGCCUUGAAGACUCUGGUGCAUCAACACAUUUGCAGACUUUAUCAAACAAUCGAGACUGACAGUCAUUAUUUUAUGGUUAUGGAGUACUGUUCAGGGGGUGAACUCUUCGAUCACAUCGUUGAGAAAAACCGACUGUCGGAAACAGAGUCUCGAAAGUUUUUCAGACAGAUCGUAUCUGCUGUGGCAUAUCUUCAUAGUUUGGGAUUCGCACAUAGAGACCUAAAGCCAGAGAAUGUUCUAUUGGACAAAGAUCAAAAUUUAAAGUUGAUAGACUUUGGACUUUGCGCCAAACCCAAAGGUGGUAUGCAGGCUCACCUGUAUACAUCUUGCGGAUCACCAACUUAUGCGGCACCUGAAUUAAUUCUUGGAAAAAAAUAUCUAGGAUCAGAAGUCGAUAUUUGGAGCAUGGGAGUGUUGUUAUAUGCACUUUUGUGUGGCUUUCUUCCAUUUGACGAUAACAGCAUUGAAAAUUUGUAUAGAAAAAUUCUUAGCGGCAAAUACGAUGAACCCGGUUGGUUGUCUACCAGCAGCAAAAGAUUAAUACGUGCAAUGUUGCAAAUCGAUCCAAAAAAGAGAAUAACCAUUGAAGAACUCUGUUGUCACCCUUGGGUAACAGCUGGCUUCUUGUCACCAGUGACUUUCGCCAAGAAAACUAAUUUAGAACGAAAUGAUGAAGUUUUGAACACGAUGUCAGCUAUUUGUUGUGAAUCAAUGGAGGACAUCUGGAAGGCUCUGUCCAAGAGUACGAGAACUGAUUACAGAACGGCCACUUACCUUUUGCUCCUCGAUCGAAAACUAAAAGGAUUAUCAUUACGAAUUUCCAGCUCUUCGCGGUCUCAUUUUCGACUACAAAACACCGAAAAUUACCUGAGUCCUCCAUUAAAUAAUUUUAUAACUCAAUUGGAUCAGUCACCAAGCAGAAAAGAUCCUAGAAAAUCUCCGAAGGAAGGAAAAACCUACAAUGUUCUCCCUAAGACCCCGGAAUCCGAGAGACAUCCCCCGAAAAGUUUAAUGGAACCACCGGCUCCAGGACGGAAAAGACUUCGCUCCAGAGAGGAGGACGAUCUAUCUUCACCCGUUCCUGCGAAAAAAACUGCCGAUGAGAGAGGAGCUGCGACACCAUCAACUCCAGUUGCCACGCAUUCCAAAGACAUUCAAUCAACCCCAGGAAGUGCAAAAAAAGUAAUAAUGGGCUUGGAAAGAGGUUUGAACAAAAUGAGAUGUGUCCUGACACCCAAACGACGAAUGAAACCCGAGGAAAACAGUCCAGAUCAGCCAAUCGUUCUAUCCGGCAAAGGUCUCUGCAAUAUUUCAUCGACAUCCAGUGAUUCCCCAGAGUACGUUCUGCAGCAGUUGCGACGUGCCCUCCAGAGAAAAGGGAUUUCUUGUCGACAGAAGGGCUUCACUCUCACCGGAGGAACCGAGAGUGGUAAUACCGAGAAUGUUAAAGAAUGUGGCAGACCCUUUGGCACAAGGAAAGCCUGUCGAUUUCAACUCGAAGUCUGCCUGCUGGAGGGGAUUUCCGAUGGAAAACCAUUAGUUGGGAUACGAAGAAAAAGGCUGAAAGGUGAUGCAUGGGUGUACAAACGGGUUUGCGAAGAGGUGCUGGCACUUGCUGCUGAGCCCACACCGAACAAUUCUAAUGAGCACACUGGCUCAAAUUGUUUGAUCUGAGGUGCAACAUUACGAGAGAAAACUCAUUGACGAAUCAUUGGAAUUUUCAUCCACACAUUUCCACAAUAACGAGAUGUGUGACUUUUCUGUAACUUAUUGUCCAUGCAUUCCACAUUUUGUAAACGAUGUAAAAGAAGAAAAGAACUUGAAAUAAUUUUUUUACUGUCUUUAUAAGCCUCGAAAUAUCACAUCAGGGGCGAAAUUCUACAGAAAAGAUGUCUGUGGAAUCAGUCGUAUUCAAAAAUCUGUACUGAGAUUUGUUAUAGAAUACUUUUUAUAAAUUUUUGAAACGAGCCAGCGAAAAAAAGAUAGAAAGUCCAAUAAAAAUGAAGGUAAAUGUGUAUAAAAUUGUCCAUCACUAAUAAUUUAUAAUAUUUCGGUUAAUUGAACAAAGUUGGGUAAUAACAAUCAGAUUAUAAACAAGAACGGAUGGAAAGGGUCCUGAGUUCAUUUUUUUUUAUUUCAGCCAAACUGGGUUGGGUUAAAUAAUCACCUGUACCUCAAUCAGCCUCAAGUUCUCCAUCUUGUUUUUAUCAAUUGAAUAUUGAAUUGACUAGUUUGCAAAAUUCCCACAAUUUCAAAUCAAUUGGAUUAAUGCAUGAACACAAAAACAAGAUUUUAAUCUCAUCACUUUCCGGGAAAUGAAAUUCAAAAAAUAUCCAUUGAGAAUAAUGACAUUUGUGUGAUCGACUACUGAAUAUUUCAAGCAAUAAAAACGAUAAAAAUAAUAACGAUGGUUCAUGAAAAGUGCUCAAUGAUUCUUCUCUGUAACUUAUUGUCCAUGCAUUCCACGGUUUUUACGAUGUA